Molecule: messenger RNA, 4888 nt
Organism: Phascolarctos cinereus (koala)
Lineage: Eukaryota; Metazoa; Chordata; Mammalia; Diprotodontia; Phascolarctidae
Source: RefSeq, a predicted model, not a curated record
GCUAGGUUCCCGCUCCGCCCCCUCAGCUCUUCCAUAGGGUGAGCCUCUCCUCGCUCCGCCCCCUACCCGAUCUGGGCCUCGUCGGAUUGGUUAGAACGGGUGUCGGGUUGGGCGGUUCGGUCGCGGGCACUCGGCCCCGGGAUGCGAGCAAGCAGGGGCGGUUGAGGCGUAAGUGAAGUCUUGGCCAGAGUUUGCCUCUUGCCAGGAAUCCCGGGGCUGCGGCGGCGACGGUGGCGGCGGUUCUCGCUGAAGUGGAGCCGGAUCACGUCUCUUCCCCGCUCAGCCGGCGGGGGCGGGCGAGCGGACCGAGGUCGGAGCGCCGUGCAGCGGUGGGGCAGCCCUCGAUUCCCGGUGUCAGACUUGGAAGAGACUUCAGAAAUCAUCUAGGCCAACUCAUAUCCAGACAGGAAUCCUCUACAAUGCCCUUGACAAGAAUUUGCGCCAGCAUCUACUUGACUUCAAGAAAUGAAAAAGCCAUUACUUUCCAAGGGAACUCAUUCUACCUUUGAACAACUUUAAAUGUUGUAAGGAAGAAAAACGGACCAUUGAAAGAAAACGAAACCUUAAAUACAAGCCUGACUUAUGAAAAAACAAAGAUUGUACCAUUUGGUUUAGAAUGGGUACUACCAGUGAUGAAAUUGUUUCUAUGGAACAGAACUCUUCCUUAAAUCCUUUGUGUUUUGAAUGUGGUCAACAACAUUGGACCAGAGAAAAUCAUUUGUACAAUUAUCAGAAUGAAGUGGAUGAUGUGGUCUGCCAUAUUUGCCUUCAGCCCCUGUUACAGCCAUUAGAUACCCCUUGUGGACACACAUUCUGCUACAAGUGCCUAAGGAACUUUUUACAAGAGAAAGAUUUUUGUCCAUUGGAUCGGAAAAGGCUCCAUUUUAAGCUGUGUAAGAAAUCCAGUAUUCUGGUUCAUAAGCUCUUAGACAAACUACUAGUUCUGUGUCCCUUUUCUUCAGUAUGCCAAGAAGUCAUGCAGCGUUGUGACCUAGAGGGACAUCUUAAAAACAGAUGUCCUGGAGCUUCCCGUCGGAGAGUUGCUCUAGAGAGAAGGAAAACCAGCAAAUUAAAGGCUGAAACUGAGAAUGAAAAUGGAUCCAGUGUGGUAGAUCACCCUGGUACUUUAUCACCAGACAGUGCUGGGACAGGAACAGUACCAGCAGAGCGGAAUUUGACAUCAGCAUCUCUUCCUAUGUGGACAGAUGAGCCUGGUCUUGACAACCCUGCAUUUGAGGAAAACACAGUAGCAGACACUUCACAACCACCACCUAGUUUACCAGAAGGGGAGAUUACUACAAUUGAAGUUCAUCGGUCUAAUCCUUAUAUUGAGUUAGGAAUUAGUAUUGUGGGUGGCAACGAAACACCUUUGAUCAACAUUGUUAUCCAAGAAGUUUAUCGGGAUGGCAUAAUUGCAAGAGAUGGACGACUCCUUGCUGGAGACCAGAUACUUCAGGUCAACAACUUUGACAUCAGCAAUGUGUCUCAUAACUAUGCUAGAGCUGUUCUUUCCCAGCCUUGCAGUGUGCUACACCUUACUGUGCUCCGAGAGAGACGUUUUGGUGGUCGAAACUAUAGCCAUUCUGAUAAUAAUUCUUUACGAGAAGAGACCUUCCACGUUAUCCUUCAUAAGCGGGAUUCUAAUGAACAGCUUGGAAUUAAAUUAGUACGAAGGACGGAUGAGGCAGGUGUUUUUAUUCUUGAUCUGUUGGAAGGAGGACUAGCAGCCCAGGAUGGCAGACUCAGUAGCAACGACCGAGUGCUCGCCAUCAAUGGACAUGACCUGAAACAUGGCACCCCUGAACUUGCUGCUCAGAUUAUCCAGGCUAGUGGUGAGAGAGUGAAUUUAACAAUCGCAAGACCAGGGAAACCACAGACCAAUAAUACGAACAGGGAACCAGGAACUCACAACAGCAGCCAGCACCAGGCACAGCAGCUGUAUCACAGCCGACCCAGUUCACAUAAGGAUCUUUCCCAAUGUGUUACAUGCCAAGAAAAGCACAUUACUGUAAAGAAGGAACCACAUGAAUCCCUUGGAAUGACAGUGGCUGGAGGCAGAGGAAGUAAGAGUGGUGAAUUGCCAAUUUUUGUGACCAGUGUACCACCUCAUGGCUGCCUUGCAAGAGAUGGCAGAAUUAAGAGAGGUGAUGUGUUGCUGAACAUCAAUGGCAUUGACUUGACUGAUUUAAGUCAUAGUGAGGCAGUUGCUGUGUUGAAAGCCAGUGCUGCUUCUCCAGCUGUCACUCUCAAAGCACUAGAAGUCCAGAUUGUUGAAGAACAGACCCAGGCUAAUGAAGAGCAGCCAAGUACAAUCAGUGAAAAUGAGUAUGAUGCCAGUUGGUCACCAUCAUGGAUCAUGUGGCUUGGACUUCCAAGUGUUCUUCAUAGCUUCCAUGAUGUUGUCCUACGAAGAAGCAACUUGGGAAGUUGGGGCUUUAGUAUUGUUGGCGGAUAUGAAGAAAACCACACAAAUCAACCUUUUUUCAUUAAAACAAUCGUCCUUGGAACCCCAGCUUACUAUGAUGGAAGAUUAAAGUGUGGUGACAUGAUCAUUGCUGUGAAUGGGCUAUCUACUCUGGGCAUGAGCCAUUCAGCUCUCGUUCCCAUGCUGAAGGAGCAAAGGAACAAGGUUACUCUGACAGUUAUUUGUUGGCCUGGAAGCCUCGUAUAGAUUUGUGACAUUAGUUCUACUUCAGGAAUCUUCCAUUCUCAGAAUUUCUAAAGAAAACCUUUCCUUUGUAUUUGUGAUUUUUUUUCCCCCCUAAGUUACUGCCCCAGCUGGUGAUAAGGCGCAAAACUCCUAAUUUGGAUGAUUUUCAUUUAUUUUUUAUUUUAAUUUAAAGGACUUACUUCACCUUCCCACGUUUGUCUUUCAGCUUUAAAACACUAGUUUCACUGACCUUUAGGUUUUAUCUGAUCUUUAGGUUUAUUUUCUAAAAAUUCCCACUCAAGUGUAGGGUUGUGGCCUAUAAUUGUGAAUGAAACCUUCCCAGAGUUGGACAGAGCCAGUUGAGUCAUAUGAUUUUUGGUUUCUCUUUUUGCUAUUUUAAAAAUUAAAUUGUAACAUAUAAGCUAUUUAUCCUUCUUUGUGGUGAAGACUCACAUCAGUCAUCCUUAACAAAAUAUAGAUGCUCUGUCAUUUGUCAGAAUCAGUAUUGUGAAGGGACAUACUUUUAAUUUUUGUCAACACCAGUUCCUAGUUUCACUGGUGCCAACAUUUCAAAGACCUGUCUUAUUCAUUAAGUGGAUUUCUAGUCCCACUUAUUUCUACUUCAGUCUGUUGGUGUUCAGAAUGAAGAAGGUACAGGCCUAAUAAUACUAAAGAGUUUUUUAUAAUGUGCAAUAUUUGGAAUAGUAGAAAAUAAUUAGGAAAUAUUAUGCUUACUAGUGAAAAAGAAAUUGACAAGUAAGUAUAAGUUUAGUUGUUAGUAGACGUUGCAUUUAAGCAAAAACAAAAAAAAACCCAAACCUUUAAUAGGUUACUUUCCCAAAAAAAUGAUUUAUUACAUAGGAAAAUUUUGAUGAAAACAUUUUUGCUAUAAUAAUUUCUAGAGUUUAUAUUAGUUUUCAGUAAUCUUAUGAAGAAACAUUUUUGUGACUUAAGUAAUUAAACCCAGUUGAACUUUCUUAAAGAGAAAACUACAUUAUAAUAGCGUAUAUGCCUCAGUUAUGUGAAAGAGACCGUUUCAUUUUAAUCUAAUUGAGUGCUGAAUGAGUUUUUUUCCCAUUAUUUAUUCCUUAAACUGACUAAUUAAAUAAUGUAAAAGACCAGAGAAAUCUGCCAUGUACUUGAAUUGUUCAUUAGUUUUUUGUUGUUAAAAUCUUUCAGAUAUUGAACCAGAGAUUUAUUUCAUUAACCUUUUUUAACUGACUAUAAAAAUACAAUCAACUUUUUUUUUUCAUUUAUACAGCAUAGGUAUCCUUUGAAGAUAUAUACAAAAUGGUGUGCUAAGUUGGAAGAAAAAAACCCUGUAUGUUGUUAAUGUUAUACAUACUUGAAAAAGAGUUUCAAUUAGAAACCUAGUUCAGAACCUGAGCUCAUUUACAAGUGACCUCUGUAUUGUAGUGAAUGGUAUUAAUUAUCAGAGAAUGUAUUUCAAAAUUGCUACAUAUACAUUGUGAAGCAUGAACCUUAUUUUCAAGUUUAGCACUUGCAUUGCUGGGGUAUAAGCUAUCUGUAGCAUGUCACUGGUUAUUCUAGUUACUUUUGAAAUAUUUUUUUUUAAUCUGUUAGCCAAUAAAGAAGGCUGCAAUAAUUGCCACGAUCUCAUUCAUCCUAAUGGUGGCUCUGGUCAAUACAUAUCCAGGAAACAGCAGAAUUCCCCCCCCCUCCCCCAUACAGUAUAUUACUGUUGCAUGAUUAUUGGCUUUUGAAGCAAUCUGAUAGUGAAAUACUUUGAUAUUCUAUUUGACAUGCAACGAGUUUCUUUCUGCUCCCCAAAAUAGUUUUGUAAUCUACUUUGCAUUUUUUAAAUGUUUUAUAAAAAUAGAUUAUCUCUUGGGGGAGUAGCUAUCAGCCAGUAUCUUGACUUAAGCUUCACCAGAUGUAAAGAACUGCGGGUGAACUAGGUGAUGUAUCUUUAGUAUCUUUUGUUUUUUUAAAUCUUUUUCAGCAUUUUUUAAUCACAAGAAGUAUAAUCUGGCUUGCACAGUAGGUGGUAUUACAAGAGGCUGUAGCUUUUGGUCAGAAUGAUGUUUGGUGAUGGAAACUUGUUCAUAAUUUAUUCUCAUCAUUGAAAAUAUCUUUUCCCCUUUAAGAUCUUAUAGUUCAAUAUUUUUGUUUGUUCUUCUGUGCCUUCAGUUUAAAUUAUUUCAAGAUUUUUCAAAUGUUCUUAAGUAAUGGUGUGAUUUUCAUUAAGGAUGGAAAUAAAAGUCAUCUUGCUCAUAA